AUGAUCGAGGGCAAAGAAGAAGAAGAUGAGGGGAGUCAGCCCGAAAGUUUCGAUUCCAUGGUUGGGGAUCUCUUGAGUUUGUUGUACUUUGCUGCACUAUUCGACGUGAAGUUGCAUAACGAUUUCACGGGGACGAUGUUGAGCCGGACCCAAGGUGGCGGAGCAGAUGAACGAUUUGAAGGGGACGGCAGCGCUGGGAGGAGAGAUUAG
Linum trigynum is the source of this 210-nucleotide messenger RNA. Lineage: Eukaryota; Viridiplantae; Streptophyta; Magnoliopsida; Malpighiales; Linaceae. The record is from the annotation of a GenBank genome assembly.